GGAUAAUUUGGUCUUCUCGUAACAGAGAAGCAGAUCCAGUAACCCAACAAAAACCAGCUGGAAGGAGUAGCAAGUCCUCUCUCGGUGGAUGUAGUACAACAUCGAGGGAGUGACCGCCAGAGUCCCUGCAUGUCACAUGUGCUUGCUGUAACUGGACGGAGAACUGAGACUGGGAAUCCAGCGUCCAAGUGGCUGAUCACUUCUGGACCAUGAAGCUUAGUGUGGCUUUGUUUUUUGCCGGGCUCUUCGGCGCUUUGGCUGCUGUCUUCAUCCUGUUUUCCUUUGGAACUGAUUACUGGCUGCUGGCCUCGGAGGGCUGCCAUUCAACCCCUGGCAGAUCUGAUGUGGAGGGUGGAAGUGAUCACGGCAGAAACAUUACUCUGUACCAUGAAGGUUUCUUCUGGAGAUGCUCCUUCAGAGGCAGCGUCGAUGAAAACCACCUGAUAACGAAGCUGUGGUUCACAAACCAGCCUCACUCAAAAGAAUGUCAGCCUGCAUACCUGUUCCCAUUUCCUGUGUCUUAUCAGACCCACAACGCCACCGAGUAUGAUUCUGCAAUAAUCUACAGGGGUUUCUGGAGCAUCUUUAUGCUUAUUGGUGUGGCAGCUUUCAUUCUUGGUGGGUUCUUCGUCAUCUGUGCUGCACCGUUUGCAAGUCAUUGCUUAUACAAAGCUGGAGGCAGUUUCUUCUUGGUGUCCGGCCUUUUCCUGCUGUGCGUUGUGGUGAUGUACGUGCUGUGGCUUCAAGUUUUGGAUGUCCUGAAUGUGUAUAUCACCCGCCAGCGCGAAUCUCUGUGUCCAAACUUUCAACUGUCCAUCAGCUACGGGUUGUCCUUCAUGUUAGCACCCGUUGGCAUCUUCUUCUGCCUCGUGGCCGGCCUUCUCUUCCUCCUUAUUGGACGAACAGUUCGGGUUCAUCACAACUGAAGAGUUUCAAGUUUAUUGCCAGAUUUUUUUUUUUUUUUUACUUUCACCGUUUUUCUGCCACAAACAAUCCCCCAACAUGUUUAGUUUUCGUUUAAUGGUUUGAAAACUGUAGUUUUAAGAGAAUUUAUCACCAAAUAUUCAGAAAUGACAUCUUUACUGUCCCAGCCUGAAGUUCCUUUAGCACAGCUUCAAAAAUCUGAAUUACAAAGUAAAAAAAAGACAUGCAUGCAUUCUUUGGUCUUAUUUUAACCUUUUAUGUUCUGUAUGUUCAUAAAAUUGAAAUUGUGAAGAGAAACAUUGCGAAUGAAAGUGUAAUAUAGGUUAAAAGAGUGAACUGUGGACAUACUUUUUAUACUUCACCGUAGAAUGUUUCUUAGAUCCACCUGGCUUCAUGUUUAGAACAAUGUUUGAAACCAAGUUUUCAAAAAUGAGUGAAACACACUUCAGAUUUUCAUAUUUGUUAGUCAUUUGGUCAUGCAGUGAUCUCAGUAUUAUAGCUUAAACUGUGCAGGUUCCCGAUCACUGAUGAUUGGCUCUGCACUGCUGUCACAUUUGUAAAUGAAGCAACAGUUUUAUGUUGAUGAUGUGACAUUCUUUUGGUGUGAGCGAGUGUUAUUUGAAUUUGCAGUGGGUAUAUUCUGACAAAUAAAUAUUUUUCUUUGUCAUUUGA
This is a messenger RNA of Oryzias melastigma (Indian medaka), 1596 nucleotides long. It is a transcript of the gene tmem182a, whose product is annotated as transmembrane protein 182a. NCBI's taxonomy places the organism in Eukaryota, Metazoa, Chordata, Actinopteri, Beloniformes, Adrianichthyidae. Gene Ontology annotation, cellular component: membrane. The coding region runs from base 210 to 926 and encodes 238 amino acids. The record is from RefSeq and is a predicted model, not a curated record. The transcript is spliced from 5 exons.